Arabis nemorensis is the source of this 924-nucleotide messenger RNA. The record is from the annotation of a GenBank genome assembly. Lineage: Eukaryota; Viridiplantae; Streptophyta; Magnoliopsida; Brassicales; Brassicaceae.
AUGUCUUCAAACAAAAAUUGGCCAAGCAUGUUCAAAUCCAAACCCUGCAACAAUAAUCAUCAUAACCAUGACAUCAAUGCUGCACCUUACAUGCAUUAUAAUUGCAACACAUCUUCUCCGUUUUCUUCAGCUCGUGUUCCGGAUCCUAAACCGAGAUGGAACCCUAAACCAGAGCAAAUUCGGAUACUUGAAUCGAUCUUCAAUUCGGGUAUUGUUAACCCACCAAGAGACGAGAUUCAAAGGAUCCGGAUCCGACUUCAAGAAUAUGGUCAAAUCGGUGACGCAAACGUGUUUUAUUGGUUUCAAAACCGUAAAUCACGAGCAAAACACAAGCUUCGUGUUCUUCAAAAAAACCCUAAAUUGUCAAAGAAGGAUAAGAUCGUUAUUACUCCUAGUGAUGCUGAUUCUUGUUUUGAUUUGGUUAACAAAGAAACCGGGUUAUUUCCGGUUCAAAACAAUGAAGUAGUGAUCACUGAACCGAACCGUUUUCUGUUUCCGGUUCAUAAUGAUCCGAGCGUGACUCUAUCAGGGUUUGGUGAUUUUGCUGUGCCGGUGGUAACGGAACAAAGAAUGGAAUUCCCCGGUGUUAGUAACGGCGUCAGUUUGGAGAUCCCGGAGAUCAAUUUUGACGGCGGUGAAAAUGGUUAUUCUUCUAUCUCGGUUCCAGUUACCGUGCCAUCAACCAUCAAUCAGUCACAAGUAUUUUCCGGUGAUGGAGAUGUCGGAGCUUGUGUUUCUCCGGGGAGAUUGACAGUGUUCAUCAAUGACAUGCCUUUUGAAGUUAUUGCCGGAUUAUUCAACGUCAAAGACGCUUUUGGUAAAGAUGCCGUUUUGAUCAACUCGUUUGGACAACCUAUUCUUACCGACGAAUUUGGUGUUACUUUCCAACCUCUUCAAAACGGCGCUGUUUAUUAUCUUAUUUAG